AUCGGAUCUCUGUCAGUGCCCAACUCCAAAAAUUUCCACCUGUCCUAUCAAAGCUCCGUUGUGGUUCGCCUCUUCCUUAACCAUCAUGUUUCGCACACCGUUACGUUCGAUGGCCACGCUCGCCAGGAAGAAUCUUACCAUUGGUCUCAUCCCUGCCGAUGGUAUUGGCCAUGAAGUUAUCCCAGCUGCAAGAACUGCAAUUGAAGCAGUUGGAUCUGACAUUCCUUCACCUAAAUUCAUUGAUUUGGCCGCUGGAUUCGAGACCUUUACCCGAACAGGCACUGCCCUACCUCCCGAAACUGUAGAGACUCUUAAGGAAGAAUGCGACUGCGCUCUUUUCGGAUCCGUCAGUUCUCCUUCGCGAAAGGUUGUAGGGUAUUCAUCACCUAUUGUUGCGCUCCGCAAAAUCUUGGAUCUUUACGCCAACAUACGGCCCGUUGUUUCUGUGUCCCCCGUUGUCGGUGUCCCUCCCGACAUUGACCUAGUAGUAGUGAGGGAGAACACAGAAUGUCUAGUACGUUCCAUUCCGCCAGGUCUACCACAAUUUCGCCGACGGUUGCGACAAUUCUUGCAGUACAUCAAGCAAGAAGAACUCCAAGUCACUGAACAAGGGAAAGAGGCCCGCGCAACACGGCUGAUUACUGAGCGUGCAUCAAGACGUAUCGGUCAGAUGGCCUUUGAAAUCGCGCUGAAUCGCCCACGCCAGCAUCUUACAGUGAUACAUAAGUCAAAUGUUUUGUCUGUCACUGAUGGCCUCUUCCGGGAAACCGUUCGCGCCGUCCCAGAUCUUGAACCGAAGUAUCAAAAGGUGACUGUCAUGGAACAAUUAGUUGAUAGCGCAGUCUAUCGUCUAUUCCGUGAACCCAAAGUCUUUGAUGUCAUGGUCGCGCCGAAUCUAUAUGGCGAUAUUCUCUCGGACGCCGCUGCUGCACUUGUGGGGUCUCUGGGUGUCGUUCCUUCCGUCAACGCUGGCGACAGCUUUGUGAUGGGCGAACCUGUGCACGGGUCUGCUCCCGAUAUUGCAGGCCAAGGCAUUGCCAACCCUGUCGCCUCCAUUCGCUCGGCCGCUCUCAUGCUUCGUCACCUUGGUUACAUCAAAGCCGCCGAUCGAAUUGACAUUGCAGUGGAUUCCGUCCUUCGUGAGGCCGCUUACCUAACACCAGAUUUGGGCGGGACUGCUAGGACUGAAGACGUGGUCAAUGAAAUCGUCAAGCGGAUCUGAGGUUCUGUUUUCGUUCUCUUGAUUAAACGUACAGUAAUCUAAUGAA
Desarmillaria tabescens is the source of this 1268-nucleotide messenger RNA. RefSeq names its product homoisocitrate dehydrogenase. Gene Ontology annotation, cellular component: mitochondrion. The record is from RefSeq and is a predicted model, not a curated record. Gene Ontology annotation, biological process: isocitrate metabolic process; tricarboxylic acid cycle; L-lysine biosynthetic process. The coding region runs from base 86 to 1222 and encodes 378 amino acids. The transcript has 10 exons. Gene Ontology annotation, molecular function: NAD binding; isocitrate dehydrogenase (NAD+) activity; magnesium ion binding. Lineage: Eukaryota; Fungi; Basidiomycota; Agaricomycetes; Agaricales; Physalacriaceae.